Messenger RNA from Arachis stenosperma, 1545 nucleotides. RefSeq names its product zinc finger protein CONSTANS-LIKE 5-like. Gene Ontology annotation, molecular function: protein binding; zinc ion binding. The record is from RefSeq and is a predicted model, not a curated record. NCBI's taxonomy places the organism in Eukaryota, Viridiplantae, Streptophyta, Magnoliopsida, Fabales, Fabaceae. The transcript has 2 exons. Gene Ontology annotation, biological process: regulation of flower development; regulation of photoperiodism, flowering. Gene Ontology annotation, cellular component: nucleus. The coding region runs from base 109 to 1200 and encodes 363 amino acids.
CAACACACCGUUCCCAUUCAGAAAAAAUAAUCAAGAAUCCACAUCUCCAGGGAGCAACUACUACUACUGCUGCUGCUGCUGCUUACUGGACAAUUGAGAGAGAGAGCCAUGGGCCUUAAGGGGUUGAGGAGCGGCUGGACCGUGCCGCCCAAGCCAUGCGACUCCUGCAAGAUCGCUUCCGCGGCACUCUUCUGCCGCCCUGAUUCCGCCUUCCUCUGCAUAGCCUGCGAUUCCAAGAUUCACUGCGCCAACAAGCUUGCUUCCCGCCACGACCGAGUCUGGAUGUGUGAGGUCUGCGAGCAGGCACCUGCUGCGGUCACCUGCAAAGCUGACGCAGCAGCCCUCUGCGUCACCUGCGACUCUGACAUCCACUCUGCUAACCCCCUCGCCCGCCGCCACGAGCGCAUUCCCGUCGAGCCCUUCUUUGACUCUGCCGACUCCAUCGUCAAGGCCUCUGCCGCCUCCUUCAGCUUCGUCGUCCCAACCGACAACGGCAUCUCCUCUGACGGAUUCCCCAACGACGACGCCGCCUGGCUCAUUCCCAACCCAAACUACGGCUCAAAGCUUAUGGACGCCCCGGACAUGAAAUCAAGGGAGAUGUUCUUCUCAGAAAUGGAUCCCUUCCUCGAUUUCGAUUAUUCCAACUCCUUCCAGAACAACAACAACAACAACAGCGCCGGAAACGACAGCGUCGUUCCGGUUCAAUCCAAACCCGCUCCCAUGAUGAAUCACCAUGCCGAAGGUAGCUGCUUCGACAUCGAUUUUUGUAGAUCGAAGCUUUCCUCCUUCAACUAUCCAUCACAGUCUAUUAGCCAAAGCGUUUCUUCGUCUUCGCUUGAUGUAGGAGUGGUGCCAGACGGGAACACCGUCUCGGAUAUAUCGUACUCGUUCGGCCGGAACUGCUCCGAUUCGAGUGGGAUGGGAUCGGCGGGAAGUGGCGGCGGAGGUACGCAGCUGUGCGGGAUGGACCGUGAGGCGAGGGUGCUGAGGUACAGGGAGAAGAGGAAGAACCGUAAGUUCGAGAAGACCAUAAGAUACGCUUCGCGUAAGGCUUAUGCAGAAACCCGGCCCAGGAUCAAGGGCCGGUUCGCUAAACGGACCGAAAUCGAGUCGGAGGUGGAUCGUCUCUACAGCCCCGGCGGUGGUGUCCCAGGGUGUCUCAUGCUGGACAACCAAUACGGCGUCGUACCAUCGUUUUAGUAGCGUAGAAAAGGGAGUGAGUGGCAAAGUAGGGUGCAUGGGGAAAUGCUCUGUUCCUCUUUUCUCGCUAGUAUUUGGGGAUUGUAGAAUAAUGAAUGAUUAGUGAAUCUAUGGUAACCGUUGAUUGAAUCUUAUAAUUGGCCGUUGAUCUGAUGCAGAGCAUAUGAACAUUAAGAUUUGCUCUGCUGGAGAAAAAGCCCUCUAUCUUUUUCUGUAAACUUAUUAAAAUUAGGAAAAAGAAAACUGUAAAGGGCUUUGUGUAGAAUUAGAAUCUGUACUGUAAACUCUUUUCACCGCUUUCUCUGUCUCUUUCUCUUUCCAGUUAAAAAGUGUCCUUUUCCAAUC